Messenger RNA from Salvia miltiorrhiza (redroot sage), 1347 nucleotides. RefSeq names its product ankyrin repeat-containing protein NPR4-like. The coding region runs from base 95 to 1279 and encodes 394 amino acids. Gene Ontology annotation, molecular function: protein binding. The record is from RefSeq and is a predicted model, not a curated record. The transcript has 2 exons. NCBI's taxonomy places the organism in Eukaryota, Viridiplantae, Streptophyta, Magnoliopsida, Lamiales, Lamiaceae.
AGUGAAUAUAAAAAUAAGAAAAGGAGAAAGCAGAGAAAAAAAGAUAGAAUGAUAGAAAAGCAUAGAAAAAAAAUAAGUAGUUGGUGAAGGAAGAAUGGCUGCAGAACUCUACGAUGCUAUAUUGAGAGGAGAUGUAAGAAAAUUUCGAGAAGUGGUUCAACAAGAUCCAUAUCUUGUUGAAAGUGCUUCAUUCGCAUGUUCAAGAAAUGUUCUACACAUAGCAAUACUGUGGAAGCGAGUAGCCAUUGUUGAAGAGGUGUUGAAAAUCAACCCGCAGCUAGCUCGAGAUUUGGACUCCCAACAAUCAUCGCCUCUUCACAUUGCAGUUGCGAAAGGGAGCCUCGAGAUAGUGAAGAAGUUGUUAUCAGUAGCCCCAGAGGCGUGCUGGUGGCGAGACUGUCAUGAUAUGAACCCGAUUCAUAUUGCAGCCAUGAAUGGGCACGUCGACAUCUUGGAGGAGCUGCUUCAAGAAUGUCCUUUGCCUGCUAUGGAGAGACUGCAUCGCGGCCAGACUGUGUUGCACCUGUGUGUGAAACAUGGUCAGCUUGAUGCAUUGAAGGUUUUGGUGAAUAAAUUGGGAGAGUUUGUGUAUGCAGUUGAUGAUGAUGGGGAGACCCUAUCGCAUUUGGCUGUCAGGUGCAAUCAACUUGAGAUUCUCCGAUACUUGUGGGAAAGCAACAAAAUCAUAAGGAGAAAGCGGAAUUCAAUGGGCAAAACAGCACUGGAAAUCUUGGAUGAGAGCCCUCCAGCUACAACUCCUAGCUAUUCGGAAAUGAGGAGAAUCUUAAGAAUUAUUCCAUCAGAAUACAUGUUCGAGACCAAUAUGGACAACGUUAUGAUUGUGGUGGCGAUCCUGAUAGCAACGAUGGCGUUCCAGAACAGCGUCAGCCCACCCGGUGGGGUGUGGCAGGACGACACGCCAUCACACAAGGCCGGCCAAGCUGUGAUAGCAUACACUCAUCCCCACAUAUACAGAGAUUUGGUAUUUGCUAACAACAUGGCAUUCUACUUAUCCUUCCUCGUAAUCUUCCUCAUCACCUUCGGAUCCGUGGUACCCUUUAUUUCCAGUGCCGUCGUACCUGCAAUGUGGUGGUCGAUUAUGUAUAUCAUAUUGAGUUAUGGAAGUUCGAUGAAGGUGAUCAGUCCCAACACGUUCCAUACACCAUUAAUUGGCGUCUAUAUUUUUUACGCUGGAAUCCUUAUAGCUAUGUUGUUAGGGCUAAAACGCUCCAUCUCUUGGAUUUUCCAACGUUUAGGAUCAUGGAUUUUCCAACGUUAAGAUCAUGAUUUGUAUGGCAAUUAACCCUUAUAGAAAGCUUAUAAGAAUGAUUUAUCCAUUAAAGAUCA